UUUUCCCUGCGACGUAUUUGUUGACAGUGGUGGCAGACAUGGCUCUAUUUCCAGCAUUUUCAGGGAUCUCUGGAGAGAGCUCGGCUUCUGCACGUACAGAGUUGGACUGGCUGAGCAAUAAGAGUUUCUGCACUGAGGACGCUCUUGCACUGCACCAGCGCACCCUGCAGUCAACACCCCCUCCUAACACUGUGUCCCGUUCAGCUAGCCGGAGUCUGUCUGAGUCAGAGUUGGCAGAAGAGGAGGCAGGAAAAAAGAAGAAAAAGAAGAAAAAAAAGAAGAAAAAAAGUCACAAGAAGAAAGGUUCUGAUAAGGACGAAGAUGGCAGCGCUGACUCUGAUUCCAGUGCAGCAAACAGGAAGGCGAAUGAACCUGACAUUGCAGCAAAGAGGGACACUCAGAUGCCAGAAUCUGGCCGUGUUUUUUGGCUUGAUGAAGCUCAGUCUGUUGAAGAGGAGACAUUCAGAAUUGAUAAGAAAGCUGACCCUGCAAACUGGGAGUACAAGUCACUGUACCGAGGCGACAUAGCAAGGUACAAGCGGAAAGGAAAUUCUUGCUUGGGAAUUAAUCCAAAGAAGCAGCUGAUUGUUUGGGAAAACCAGUCUUCUGAUAAGAAGAAACAAGCAAAUAAGAAGCAGAAACGUUACUUUGCUAAGAGUGCGGUGCAACAGCUCCAGUCCCAUGCUAAUACAGUGUCCAUCAACAACUACGACUCUAGCCGAGACUUCAUUCCUGUUAUGGAUUGUGACCAAGAAGGUUCCAGUUUAUCCAAAUUGCCCACCAGUUGGGUGAACCCAUUGGGAGUGUAUGAUGCAUCCACUGCUCUCUGGCUACAAGGCAAAGGUGUGCCGCAGGAGGAAAAUCCCCAGCCAGCUUCUCGGGAGAGCAGUAUGUUAGGCCGAGUGGAGGAGUACAACAGACGGAUCAGAGAAAACCCAGAGGAUAUCAAGAUGUGGAUGGAGUUUGUGUCUUUCCAGGACGAGCUGGUAAAUCAGCCCAGCAUGUAUUGCACCAACGCCGGAGAAGCCGAAAGCCAUCGGAUGUCACUAAAACUGCUUUUGGAGAAAAAACUAUCCAUUCUAGAUCGAGCAAUUGAGAGCAAUCAGGGCAGCAUUGAGCUGAAACUGGCUCGGCUGAAGAUCUGUGAAGAGUUUUGGGAGGCUCCUGCUCUGCUCAAGGAAUGGAAGAAAUUAGUUUUUCUUCACCCCAAUGAUCCAAACCUGUGGCAGAAAUACAUCCUCUUUUGUCAGAGCCAGUUCAGCACCUUCUCUGUAUCCAAAGUAAAUAGUAUCUAUGGAAAGUGUAUAACCACAUUAGCAGCAGUGCAAGAUGGCAGCAUUCUUUCUCAUCCACCUCUUCCAGGCGCAAAGAGAUGUAUGUACGAUGUGUUCCUUCAGCAGUGCCAUUUCUUGCGACAGGCUGGGCACACUGAGAAGGCGGUUUCCCUCUUCCAGGCUCUGAUUGAAUUUACAUUUUUUAAACCUGACAGCGUGAAGCACAUGAGCACGAAGGAACAGGUAGAAUUUUUUGAACCUUACUGGGACAGUGGAGAACCACGAUUCGGGGAGAAAGGAUCAAAAUGCUGGAGUGCUUGGAUGCGACAGCAGGAAAGAGGAGGCUGGGUAGCCAUCAAUAACUUAGUGGAGGAAGAUGAAGAGGAAGCAGAAGAGGAUUUUGACAUUAAAGAUAAAAGCUGCCCGAGGGAUAAAAUCUGGCUAGAUAUGGAGACCAACCGUGAAGCUAGACACUGGUUGCCAUGGAGACCAGACUCCACCAAGGAGCAAACAGAAGAGGAUUGUGAAGACCCUGAGAGACAGGUACUUUUUGAUGAAUUGGGUCCAUCCAUGUUCAAAAUAUCCAGCCCUGAGCUCCAAUUUCAGCUCAUGUUGUCCUUCCUCCAGUUCCUUGGAGUUCCAUGUGGCCCCUGCUUACCUAUUUCCUGCUUCUACUUGUCACUGGACAAAACUAACAUCUUUGACCACAUCCCACCUUAUGAGAGGCUGUUGACUUCAUUUGAUUUUCCCCAAUCUGGAAUCAGUAUAGUUGGCCAUCUUGACACAAUGAGCAGAAGCAGACAACAGAUGAUGGGUCAUUGUAAAGAAGGGGAAUCCUUCAUUCAAAAUGUUAUCCAAUCUGCAUUAUCAACAUUCCAAGGAGAAGAGAAGAUAAAACUUUCAGUAUGUUGGCUCCAGUAUGAAAUAGCAAAGGUUGUUUGGUGCUUACAGACAAAGAACAAGAAGAAGUUGAAAACUCAAGGCAAGCGGAGCAAGCGACUUGCAAAGAGCCUUCUGAAGGAGGCUUCCAACAGGAACAGUCUAGCACUAUGGAAGGAGUAUGCCCUUCUGGAGUGGCUUUUGGGUAACAUAGAUGAUGCCAGGAAGGUUUUUGAUACAGCUAUGAGCUUAGCAGGAAGUAAUCACUUAAACGAUCAGGAGAUGUGCAGGCUUUGUCUGCUGUAUGCUGAACUAGAAGGAGAGUUACUGGAAAGUCCAGAGAGAGGUGCAGGAAGCCGAGCCGUUUAUAUUCUCACUAGCCUUACAGACAACUCUCCAUAUGUGCCCUAUAAAGGUCCGGUGCUGGCCACUAGCCUUCUGAAAGCUCGUAAAAUAUAUGAGCAUGCUCUACAAGACUGCAUCAAGCAGCCAGCAUCUACAGGGCUGGUGAGUGUGUUGGGUUGUUUUGUACUUUUUCAGUAUCUUACUGUAAGUAUCGAUGCUGCUGUUGCUGUAUUUAAACAUGUUAUUGGGUCAGACCUGCACCCUACUGUAUCAAACCUGCAAACUCAGGACUCCCAAAGUCUUCUACAGGCAAUUACAGUUAUGCACACGAAUUUGCUCAGGUAUCACACGAGAAUUGGUGUCUAUCCACUAAAUCCACUCAGAGACACUCUGAUGAAUGGUCUGAAGUUGUAUCCAACCAGCAUUCCUUUGUGGAAAUCCUACAUCCAAACGGAAAGCAAAUCUCACAAUGCUUGCAAAGCAAGAAGGUUCAUAGACAGUAUCAGGAGAAAAACGAAUGCUUUGGAACCCUGGCUCUUUGCAAUCCAAGCGGAAGAUGAAAGAAGAAAGCUUAUUGAAUCUGUGCAGAGGCUGGAUGUGGAAGAGGUACACACCAUCAUGCCUGAAACAGGCCUCUCAAACCGUAUCAAGGCGUUGUUUGAACGCGCCCUUCGCACUGAAUAUGGCUCUAGCUGCGUCCUGCUCUGGCGUAUGUACUUGCACUUUAUGGUAUCGCUGGGGCAUAAGGAACGCAGCAAAGGCCUAUUCUUUAAAGCAAUACAGAGCUGCCCAUGGGCAAAGGUGCUUUAUCUGGACGCUGUGGAGUACUUUCCUGAGCAACUCCAGGAAACUGUUGAUCUUAUGACUGAGAAAGAGCUGCGAGUCAGAGUUCCGUUAGAAGAGCUGGAACUGUUACUUGAAGAUUAGUUUGGGUUUUAUAUAACUGUCCUGUCAAGACUUUCUGACGAAAUAUGUAUAAUAAUAUAUUUAUGGUGAAAUAAAAAAUAUUUUUCAAAAAAUUAAGAAAUAAAAUGCAACCACCCACCUGAA
Bombina bombina (fire-bellied toad) is the source of this 3548-nucleotide messenger RNA. It is a transcript of the gene NRDE2, whose product is annotated as NRDE-2, necessary for RNA interference, domain containing. Gene Ontology annotation, biological process: regulatory ncRNA-mediated post-transcriptional gene silencing; negative regulation of RNA catabolic process; RNA processing. Gene Ontology annotation, molecular function: protein binding. Gene Ontology annotation, cellular component: catalytic step 2 spliceosome. The transcript is spliced from 14 exons. Bases 39 to 3425 code for a protein of 1128 amino acids. NCBI's taxonomy places the organism in Eukaryota, Metazoa, Chordata, Amphibia, Anura, Bombinatoridae. The record is from RefSeq and is a predicted model, not a curated record.